CUUCUUCUUUCUCGCCUCUUUCCUCUCUAUUGCGAGACAUCCACUUGGAACUCUUUUCGGUCCUCUCGCUUGACAUCACCAUGGCGAAGAAGUCUCAACCUCCUCCUGGUAAAGCCUCUGCGCCUUCGUCAAAGAAGGCGAAAUCCUCCUCUUCCUCUUCUAAGUCAGCUGCCACCGAAGCGAAAUCAUCCAACGCGUCUGUUGCAAAGACUGAGAAAGGUAAAGCGGCACCUCGACCAAGCACAACCCUGGAGAACAUCCAAGAAACAAUCUCGAGCGUCGUGGAUGUCGUAAAAGAUGCUGUCGAAGUGGCCGGAGAUCUCGUGCUCGACGAUCCAACCCAUACACCCGUAGCGGCUGAUCAAGUCUUGGCCGACCAUGUGGAUGUUCCGAAACUAAAGAAGAAAGCUGCAAAGGCUGCCGAAGUCGGGAAAGAGGAAGCUCAAAAGGUCGGCAAGGCAGCUGGGAAGAAAGCUAAAGAGGUCGGAGCGGCAGCGGAGGAAAAGGCUGCAGAACUCGAAACUGCUGUGGAGGAGAAAUUGGAAGAGAAAGGAGUAGACGUCAAGGGAGCCAAGAAGAAGGCUGGAAAGGUCGUCAAGGGCGCAGAGGAGGCUGUACAAGCUGUCGCAGAGGCCACGGAGCCAGCUGUGAAGAAGGGCAAAAAGGCGGCGAAAGCAGCUGUGAAAGAGACGGAGGAAGUUGUGGAGGAACUCAAGGAUCCCGAAAGCAAGAAACGGAAACGCGCUGAAGACUUUAUGGCGACUGCUGAAGGCACGGCUCGAGCUGUGGCCGACAAGGUCGGAGAAGUCAUCUCGACUGUUGUGGAAUCUUUUGGAGCAGCGAGUGGAUUGGCCAAGGACCUUGGAGCCGAGACCAGUGCCAAAGGCAAAAAGGCAAAGGGAGAUGUCGAGCCUGCGUCCAAAAGGGCCAAAGGAGCUGUCAAGGAGGCCGUCGAAGACAUAAAGGAAGCUGCAGAGCCUGCCGUGAAGAAGGGCAAGAAGACCGUCGCCGAGGCUGCUGAAUCGACCGCUAAGAAGGGCAAAAAGGCAGUAGAGGACGCCGCCGAAGCCGUCGAACCCACCAUCAAGAAAGGCAAACAGGCAGUCGCCGAAGCUGCUGAGACAGCUACGAAGAAGGGCAAAAAAGCAGCUGCCGAUGCUAAGGACGCUGUCGAGCCCGCCGUCAAGAAAGCCAAAAAGGCAGCUGCCGAAGCUACUGAGAAGGCCGAACCGACAGUCAAGAAGAGCAAGAAGGCCGCUGCGGAUGCCGCUGAGACUGUCGAGACCACUGUGAAGAAGGGCAAACGUGCUGCCGCAGAGGCACUUGAGGACGCGGAACCGGUCGCCAAAAAGGGGAAAAAGGCAGCCGAGGAUGCUGUGGAGUCGGCCAAAUCGACGGUUUCCAAAGGCAAGAAGUCAGCUGCUAAAGCUGUUGAGGAAGCCAAACCUGUCGCUGCGAAGGGCAAGAAGGCAGCCAAGGAUGUCGCAUCCGCUACGGAGGAGAAGGGCAAGAAGGCCGUGAAAGGUGCCAAAUCCAAAGCCAAGGAAGUUGCAGAGGAGCUUGGCGAUGAGGAGAUGGUGGACGGCUUCGCGUCGAGCGAUGAAGAGGAUAGCUCGGACGAUGAGAGUGAAGUUGGAGGAGAGAAGGAAGAGGUCGACCUGAAGAGUUUGCCAAUGGUCGCUAGGGAUGACAAGAGCGUCGCGGCGAGGUUGAAGAAAGCACAGAAAAAGAAGGACACACAAAAGGGUACAUUGUAUCUUGGUCGAGUGCCCCAUGGAUUCUAUGAAGAACAGAUGAAGGAGUAUUUCUCGCAGUUUGGAGACGUCACUCGAGUUCGACUGGCAAGAAAUAAAAAGACUGGCGCAUCCAAACACUUUGCUUACAUCGAGAUGUCAUCCCAGAGUGUGGCAGAGAUCGUUGCGGAGACUAUGAACAACUACUUGUUGAUGGGUCACUUGCUCAAGUGUCAGGUCAUUCCGCCAGAAGAUGUUCAUCCCAAACUUUGGGUCGGAGCGAACCGCAAAUUCAAGAAGAUUCCCCGCGCCCGAGUGGAGAAAAUGAGGACCGAAAAGUCUCGAUCCAAGGAGGAGCAAGAUCAAGCGAAUGCUGGAUUAUUAGCCAAGCAGGACAAACGAAAGUCAAAGAUCAAGGCCAAGGGUAUCGAUUACGAGUACGAGGGACAUGCUUAGGGUCAUGAUCAAGGGAGACAUGAAUCGACCUGGAUAGACGGUCAAGGGGAAAUAGAUCAGAGACUCAUGCCUUGGCCAUAUGAAGGCUUUUGGGAGACCAUGAACGACCUGUUGGGAUUCUAUACUAUGUCUAUAGCUCUGAGCCUGUUGGAAUGCGACGUAAUGAUAUGUCAAUGAUC
Messenger RNA from Kockovaella imperatae, 2368 nucleotides. RefSeq lists its product as hypothetical. Gene Ontology annotation, biological process: maturation of LSU-rRNA from tricistronic rRNA transcript (SSU-rRNA, 5.8S rRNA, LSU-rRNA). Bases 81 to 2189 code for a protein of 702 amino acids. The transcript is spliced from 6 exons. NCBI's taxonomy places the organism in Eukaryota, Fungi, Basidiomycota, Tremellomycetes, Tremellales, Cuniculitremaceae. The record is from RefSeq and is a predicted model, not a curated record. Gene Ontology annotation, molecular function: RNA binding. Gene Ontology annotation, cellular component: nucleolus.